AUGUUCGAUCGGCAACGUCGCGUCGCUUUCGAAUCGACCGAACAGGCCGAUUAUUUCGAUUUAUACGCGAAAUCGCCGUCCGCCGGAAAGAGCGGAAUGAAAGAGAACGAGCGACAAAAGGAAGGCGCGUUUUCUCCUUCAAUUAUUCCAGAAUUUGUGACAUUUCAAGACGAAUUAUCGCCCGACACCGAGCGUGUUAACUUGGCAUUUCCUGGGCAAAAACCGAUUACUAACAAUCCGAACGAUCCGCGAAACGGUAACUCGCCGGACGAUGUGAUUGAUAACCGAGAGAACGGGCACCCGGUGCUGCUGGUGUCUUUGCGAGCGGUGUCAACGACUACGGUCGCUUGA
Phyllotreta striolata is the source of this 351-nucleotide messenger RNA. The record is from the annotation of a GenBank genome assembly. Lineage: Eukaryota; Metazoa; Arthropoda; Insecta; Coleoptera; Chrysomelidae.